GAGCAGGAAACCAGAGAGUGAGCCACACAAGAAGAGGAAGCUCUAAUCGAGGAGGCCCAGACAGCAACUGUGGUUUUCUUUUCUCGCCAUUUAGGAGAGGAUAUUAAGCAUGUCAACAUCAGGAGAGAGGAUACCCUCUACAACUUCUGUCAACUCAACAGAAAGCAAAGAUGUUGACUCCCCAUCUGGUUCAGUCUCUGAAAAACCCAAGAAAUCAUCUAAGAAGUCGUCCAAGAAAAACACAGAGAGUAAGAACAAAGUCUACACCUCCGUGCUCAACAGUGUGUUUGGCGCUGAGAGAGAAUUGGCUCCGGCUGAAUUAGAUGAGUUGCAAGAGGCCUUCAAGGAGUUUGACUACGACCAAGAUGGCUACCUGAACUACAAGGAUGUGGCUGAGUGCAUGAGGACGAUGGGAUACAUGCCCACAGAGAUGGAGCUGCUGGAGAUCGUCCAACAGAUAAAGAUGAGAAUGGGAGGAUUGAUGGACUUUGAGGACUUUACUGAACUGAUGGGACCCAGGAUGAUGGGAGAAACCGCCGAUAUGCUGGGACUCAAAGAGCUCCAGUCUGCCUUUGUACAGUUUGAUUUGGAUGGUGAUGGAAAGAUCACACAGGAAGAGAUGAAGGAGGCCGUCAAGACGCUGCUGGGAGAGAAGCUGAAGAAAGGAGAGCUGGAGGAAAUCCUGAAGGAGCUGGACAUCAAUGCAGACGGAAACAUUGACUUUGAAGAGUUUGUGAUGAUGCUCUCCAUUCACUAAAAUACUGACUACAUGGACAAACACUGAAUCCUUCAGCAGAGAAUCAAUAAAAUAUUCACCUUUUGGUAACCAGCGCUCAGCUAUUGGCAACAAUGAUACUAUGUGGUAGCACACACAGUUUAGAUAGAUGCAUAUUUUAAAUGUUUUUGUGUAAAUAUGA
Messenger RNA from Solea solea (common sole), 917 nucleotides. RefSeq names its product calcium-binding protein 2. The transcript has 8 exons. Gene Ontology annotation, molecular function: calcium ion binding. Lineage: Eukaryota; Metazoa; Chordata; Actinopteri; Pleuronectiformes; Soleidae. The coding region runs from base 110 to 757 and encodes 215 amino acids. The record is from RefSeq and is a predicted model, not a curated record.